Molecule: messenger RNA, 1336 nt
Organism: Hemibagrus wyckioides
Lineage: Eukaryota; Metazoa; Chordata; Actinopteri; Siluriformes; Bagridae
Gene: rgs4
Product: regulator of G protein signaling 4
Exons: 5
Coding region: 118-738 (206 amino acids)
Source: RefSeq, a predicted model, not a curated record
GCCGUAUAAAGCCAGACAGAGAGGAGGAGACUGCUCUAAGACUGUAGCGAUCCUUUCCUUGACAACUCAUACGUGUUUCUCUCUAUCUGUUGGAUUUGUUUUCUCUUCACCGCCACCAUGUGUAAGGGGCUCGCAGCCCUACCAGCAACCUGCUUAAAAAGCGCUAAGGACAUUAAGCAUAAGAUUGGAUUCUUGCUUCAGAAGGCUGAACCGCUUCAAGAGCAGAAGCCUGUUAAGGAAAAGGAGAAGGCUGCUGUGGAGAAAAGUUCUGCUCCGAUUGACACUGAGAAAUGGAAAACCUCAUUUAACCACCUGAUUAAUCAUGAUGUUGGACGGGCUGCCUUCACCGCCUUUUUGAAGUCGGAGUUCAGCCAGGAGAACAUUGAGUUCUGGGUUGCGUGUGAGGAUUUCAAGAGAACGCCUGCGCCACAGAUGCAAGCCAAAGCCAAGCAGAUUUUUAAUCAGUUCGUCGACGCCGAUUCCCCGAACGAGGUCAAUCUGGAUUCUGCGACAAGAGAAGAAACUCGGAGGAACCUGGAAAAGAGUGACGUGACCUGUUUCGACGAGGCUCAGAGUAAGAUCUUCACGCUGAUGGAAAAGGACUCGUACAGGCGCUUUCUGAAGUCCAAAUUGUUCCUUGACCUUUCUCAGCCGCAAAGGGACGAGAAACACUGCGGUCUGGAGAGAAAAGCGACCUUUACUGAGUUUAGCCAGUGUCUCCUGUCUCAUUGUGCCUAAAUCUAAGACAGAGAGCUUUUGGGGGUCAGUUCACUUCUAUGAGGAGAGCAUGAAAGUUAAAGGGUUAAGGGUUAAGUCACUGAGGUAAACACCACCGGUCUAACACCAGGAACAGCCAAUAGGAAUGUGUUCGAAAUGUUUUUUCAGGUGAAUCUGGCUUUAACGUGUUUAGAAUGAUUUGUGAAAAUUAUUCGGAACCUCUAGUGUAGCAUUUCUGUUUAUUUUUGGUAAUUUUGUACGCAAACGAAAAAGAAAUAAAAGACGAAAAAAAAAACCCUAAACAAACAAGCCACUUUUGAAACCCUGUCAGAUGAUGAGAAUGUUGGAAGAAUACAGUUUACAGUGACUAAGUGAAUAACUGUUACAGAUAAAGAAGGUCUGGGCUGCAUUAACUAUUUAAUCUGUGUAUGCUAUAUGUACGUUUGCUGCCCAGUUAGAAUAAAUCUAGUCUUAAUAGUAAUAACGAAUGAAGCUCUGGAAUAUUAACGACAAACAAAUGUGAUAUAGUCCAUUUGUUACAGUGCUGUGAAUUUAACAUGUCUGUCCUCUUGUAAUGUCACUUUAAGUCUUCUUAGAAUAAAUGGAUUUAAGCUGUUUA